This is a messenger RNA of Pristis pectinata (smalltooth sawfish), 2739 nucleotides long. RefSeq names its product transmembrane protein 209 (gene tmem209). Lineage: Eukaryota; Metazoa; Chordata; Chondrichthyes; Rhinopristiformes; Pristidae. The transcript is spliced from 15 exons. The record is from RefSeq and is a predicted model, not a curated record. The coding region runs from base 32 to 1762 and encodes 576 amino acids. Gene Ontology annotation, cellular component: membrane.
CGUCCGGCUGGUGACGUAUGCGAGCGGAAGCAUGCUUCACUUCCGGUGGCGGCGGGCCGGGUGUGAGUGUGGAGGGGCCGAGAUGAAUCGGGUACCUGGCACUGUUCUUAUUGACCGCACCAUACAGAUGAGGAAGGAGGCGCAAACCAGGAAGGUGAUACUGGUGUGGGGUUUGCUCAACGUAGGUCUCGCAGGAAUGGUCUAUGUGGAAAUGACUGGCAAAUUGCUGUACAAAUUCUACAAUAUCAACUACUGGCCCCUGUGGUAUAUCGAGUUUGGUCUAGUCAUCUUGUUUUGUCUCAACGCCUUAACUGAUUUCUGGCGUUACUUCCGGAGUGCUGUAGUCCCAGCCAAUCUAGUGAUGACCCCACAGCAGCAAACGCUGCUGGGAAUAAUGAAUCCGGGGAUGCAAACAACACCACAGAGAAAGCCAGCCACCACAUCCACCCCCAACAGUUCCCCACCUGGUGUCACCCAGGGGCAGAGUGUCCUGUCCUACAGUCCUCAACGGCCAAUUGGUUCCAGCCCCAAGUUCAGCCCUAACUGUAUGACAGGGUAUAGCCCAACCAUGCAGACGCCUUCGUUGUCAGGAAGUGGGUCCUACCCAUCCUCUGUGGUGUAUUCUCCUGGCAGCAGCUUCAAUAUGGGAUCCAGUUUCAGUCCUCCACAAAAUUCCUAUAUAUGCGGUAAUAACAUCGGGAGUUCAGAGUGCUCCAGCCUGAGAGCUCGUUACCGAUCUGCCCCAGUCACGUACAGCGCGCCGCUCACACGAGAUGAGUAUGUUACAGACAUGAAAUCUCUGGAGAACUUCCUCCGCUCCGAAGAGGAGAAGCAAGGCCGCAGUCAGAUGGGAAGUCCUGAAUGUCCGUCCAGCAGCAAUAGUCCAACCUUUUGGAACUACAGCCGCAGCAGUGUUGACUAUGCACAGUCAUUGCGCAAGUUCCAGUACCAGCUCGCCAGCCGGUCCCAGGCUCCUUCAGCUCACAAGGAUGACACAGAUCUGGGCUCCAAGCUACUUGCAGAAGAGGUGUGGAUCAGGUUGAAUAUGAGUCGGCAGCAGCUGGAUCUCCUUGAUUCCUGGACGGCCAACCUGAGGAAUUGGAUCAACGAAACUAUUUUGAAUCGUUUGGUCAAAGAGAUUGAUAGUGUGAACACACAGCUAAGGAGGUUGGGAUGUCCAGAGCUGCAAGUGGGUGAGACUAGUAUCAGCAGCCUAAGGCAAGCAGCCUUGGUAAGAGCUCCCCAGCUUCCAACAUUGAACAUAGUUAUCCAAUACUUGGACAUCACUUCAAACCAAGAGUACUUGGUGGAAAGAAUCAAAGAGCUGGCUCAUGGUGGUUGCAUGAGCUCCUUCCGAUGGAGUGGAGGAGGAGAGUACAAGUCCAGGAAGUGGGAUACAGAUCUUCCCACUGAUUCUGCGAUUAUAAUGCACAUGUUCUGCACUUACCUUGACUCCAGGCUACCUCCACAUCCCAAAUAUCCUGAUGGAAAAACUUUUACUUCCCAACAUUUCAUUCAAACUCCAGAUAAACCAGAUACCACAAAUGAGCAUUUAUUCUGUAUACACCAAAGCAACAUCAAUCCUCCACACUAUCAGCUUAUCUACCAGGGGCAGGUGUACAAUUUGCCUAAGGACAGGAGCAACAUGUUUCACACCAUCCUGAUGUUUCUGUACAUAAUUAAAACAAAGGAGUCAGGAAUGCUGGGACGGGUAAAUCUGGGCUUGUCUGGAGUGAACGUUUUGUGGAUUUUUGGAGAAUAAGGAUAAAUUACCAGGAAACACAAUUCUCCAGUGUUUGCAUUCAGAUCAAGCAGAAACUAAAUCUACUCAACAUCUGAACACUACCUGCCACCACCUCAAAUUCUCCUCGAUCUUGUAAUGAUACUUGACUGAGAAGUGCAGGCCUUUGCAAAGGAAACUCUGAAGCCAGCAUUGUGCCUUUUCCUUGUGACUUAAUCACUGCUGAGUAUCUGAUUAUGGUGCAACUGCUCCCUACUAAGAUUUUUUUUUGUCAUUUUUGAACCAGUGCCUUCUGUCCCACUGUUUAAAGGACAGCAUCUAUUAGCAAUGAAUGGAAGCAAGUGUAUACAUUUCAUGAUCUUUAAAGCAUUUUGUGUCAGACUGCAAAAUGUUGCCAGAUUUUGCUGAAAGAUUGAAAUAUCAGGAUUGUGGAAUUCCUUGGGGAGCAGAGAGACUGUUUUAUUUUCAUGCUCGUCACUGUGUAAGCAAAGUUGCUGUGGUGACUCCUGUUUCUCCUGGAAUAAUCACGUGUACAUUGCUAUGCUGUUUUUUUAAGUACAUGCAAGCAAGCUGUUUUUUAUAUUCAUUUGUGAUGUACCCUGAGCAGCCUGGUUCUGAAGUAUAGCAGGAAGCAGUGAUUUUGGGCUUGUGUUUUUGACACCUUGUCCCAGUAAUGAUGGCUUCAAAAUGGAUGUUGAUGGAAGUAGAAGGUCGAUGGUUCAAUGGGGAGGGAAGAGGGUGAGUAAGUCUGGGCCCACCACUGUCCUCCCAAUUCAGGACACUUUUAAUAAAUUGUGGUGCUGGAGUAUCACGGAGUAAGUGUUGGAACCCACCACAGACGGAAACAUUGAGCUGUGAUCUAUUCCUUACUAGUGAUGAAUGGACUGAUUUUUAAUUAUUGCUCCAAGGAAGUUUUAUUAUCUUUUGGUAGUAUUGUGGGUUAAAGAUUUGUUUAACAUUUUCUAUUUUAACUUUUAAUAUCAAGUCACCAAAAGCCA